AUGACCACAAGAACUUUAGCAAACAUUUCAAUUAUUUGUUUCUUAAGUGGUUAUAGUAUUCUUCAUGUAGAAUCGGCAUCUAUAAAUGCGUCGCCUGAUAAUGUGGUCUAUCGGCUCUUUCACAGGCGCAGACCUGGUCUUAACUACGAAGGAGUAGAAGUAGAAGUCGACGAAUAUUUGGAAAUUUUUAAUACCAGAAAAAGACCAUGGGAUAUUUUGACUGAUGAUGAUGUGGAUAAAUUUAUUAAAUGUGAUUUUUAUGGUGAAACCGAAGAAUGUACACAAUUUUUAAGCUCCAUAUAUCCCAAUGAAUCAGGAACACAUGGAAAACCAAUAACAACAACUAAAAAGAAAACGAUUACCGCAACCACUCCAUCCAAAGCAAUUAAUACCAUCCAUACUACUACUACUCCUUCCACUAGUUCGACAACAACAAUGGAACCAAUACCCGAUCCUGAUUGGAAUUCUUAUAUAGAAGGAGAUGGUGAAGAAGUAGGAGAUGAAGAAGAAGAAGAAAAUUACAUCAGCGAGGAAAAUGGAGAAGACAUUGAACUAGCGGAACACGAAGAGAAAGAGAAUGUAAACAACCAAAAGGAGAAACCAUUCUUUUUCUUCUAGCGAAACACGAAGGGAAAGAGAAUGGAAACAACCAAAAGGAGAAACCUUUCUUUUUCUUCAAGUAGUUUUUGUUAAAAUCGUAUCGUAAAUCGCAUGCAUGAAAAUAAUUUUAUCUUAAUUUUUUAUUAUCUUUAUUGUUAUUUUACUUUUACAAUUUCUUAAUAAACGCAUAUAUAUCUAUAUAUA
Messenger RNA from Stomoxys calcitrans (stable fly), 804 nucleotides. RefSeq lists its product as uncharacterized. The record is from RefSeq and is a predicted model, not a curated record. NCBI's taxonomy places the organism in Eukaryota, Metazoa, Arthropoda, Insecta, Diptera, Muscidae. The coding region runs from base 1 to 618 and encodes 205 amino acids. The transcript has 2 exons.